Messenger RNA from Bipolaris sorokiniana ND90Pr, 753 nucleotides. RefSeq lists its product as uncharacterized. The coding region runs from base 1 to 753 and encodes 250 amino acids. Lineage: Eukaryota; Fungi; Ascomycota; Dothideomycetes; Pleosporales; Pleosporaceae. The transcript is spliced from 3 exons. The record is from RefSeq and is a predicted model, not a curated record.
AUGAGCCAGCAGAGUAUACCACAGCAACCGCAUUUUGUAGGCGCAGGGGCAAAUGCAGCACCUGGAACAGUAGCCGCAGAUGAUGUUGGCACAUUCAAUGGAGGAAGUUUCCGUGUGAGCCACAGGGAUACCAAUACGAUUCUCACUAUACAACUGGCAAUGGGGUGUCCAUUUACCGUGAAACCCGGCGCUAUGAUCGCAAUGUCACCCACCAUGACACUAAAAGGCAACGUCAAGUUCUCGCUCAAGAAAGCCCUAAUUGGCGGCGACAUGACCAAAUCCACAUACACUGGCCCGGGAGAAUUGCUCCUGGCACCUCCUGCAAUUGGCGACAUCACCAUCAUCAAGCUCGGCGGCAACGAUACGUGGAGCGUGGGGCGUGACGCUUUUCUCGCAUGCACCCAGGGCAUAGUGACCGAGUAUAAGAGCCAGGGUAUAGGCAAAGCCAUGUUCAGCGGCGAGGGAUUCUUCGUGUACAAGAUUAGUGGUACGGGAAUCCUAUGGUGCACCAGUUUUGGUGCCAUUAUCAGGAAAGAUCUUGCCGCCAACGAGAAAUACAUCAUCGAUAACGGACACCUCGUGGCGUGGAAUUGCAAGUACGUGCUUGAGCGCGUGGCGAGCGGCGGUAUCGUGAGUAAUUUAGCGUCGGGCGAGGGUAUGGUGUGCAAGUUUACGGGCCCGGGUACGGUGUUUAUGCAGACGAGGAAUGCGACGGCAUUUGCGCAGUUUAUGGCUUCUCAUGCUGCGGCAUAG